Colossoma macropomum (tambaqui) is the source of this 3287-nucleotide messenger RNA. RefSeq names its product lysyl oxidase-like 4 (gene loxl4). Gene Ontology annotation, cellular component: membrane. Gene Ontology annotation, biological process: peptidyl-lysine oxidation. Bases 169 to 2595 code for a protein of 808 amino acids. The transcript is spliced from 15 exons. The record is from RefSeq and is a predicted model, not a curated record. Gene Ontology annotation, molecular function: protein-lysine 6-oxidase activity; copper ion binding. NCBI's taxonomy places the organism in Eukaryota, Metazoa, Chordata, Actinopteri, Characiformes, Serrasalmidae.
GACAGCUGUGGGAGGGAUAAAAAGAGAUGGGGGAUGGAGAAGAGGAGGGAGGAAAGGAAUAGCGUGAGUGAAGACCUCAUCUCAGCGCUGCACUCUUUCCUUCAUUCACUUUCCCCUCAUCAGGGACUGAUGUGACUCCAGGCAGCCAGGAGCCUUACUGGAGCAGCCAUGGCGCUGGGCCUCUCUCUCUAUCUCUGUCUGACUUCUCUCCUCCUCCUGCGCGCUCACGCGCUCCCCCGCUCCGGCGGCAGAUCAGCGCGCGCACCGGCCGCUAAAGUCCGUCUGGCGGGCAUCGGACGCAGAGAAAAUGAAGGACGCGUGGAAGUCCUGCACAACGGCACGUGGGGAACCGUGUGCGACGACGAAGUGGACAUUAAACUGGCCACUGUAGUUUGCAGAGAACUGGGCUUUCAGAGUGCACUCACGUGGGCACACAGUGCGAAGUAUGGAGAGGGAGAGGGUCCUAUCUGGAUGGAUAAUGUGCGCUGUGAAGGCACAGAGAAAUCUCUGAAAGAGUGCAAGUCAAAUGGAUGGGGGGUUAAUGACUGUAGGCACUCUGAAGACCUGGGGGUGGUGUGUAGUCCUGAGAGAAGGCUGGAUCAAGUGCAUCCCGGAGUCUCCAGACGAGGCCAUGACAUCGCCCUCAGAACUAAUAUUACAACCUCAAACCGGUGGCAAGACGUCUAUUCCAGUCCAAGGUCUCCAUCUCCUUGGCAUAGCAACGCUCAUCCACAAGACUUCUCAAGGCAGCAGUUUUCCAGACAACAGUUCCAUUCUCCGUCUGCCAGUAAAGUGAAGAUUGAAGAAGUUCGUUUGCGGCCAGUUUUGAUGGUUAACAAGAAGCGUGCAAUGGUGACGGAGGGCGUGGUGGAAGUAAAGCAUGCUGGGAGAUGGAGGCAGGUGUGUGAUAAAGGCUGGAGUCUGAACAGCAGCAGGGUGGUAUGUGGCAUGCUGGGAUUCCCUGAUGCAGCGCAACCCAACAUGAACAUUUACAAAAAAAUAUGGGACGAAAAAAUUAAGGACACUUCUACAAGGUUGAGUUUCAUGGCCAGAAAGAAGAGUUCCUGGGUGGAGAAGAUCCAUUGCCUGGGUACAGAGUCCACUCUGACAGAGUGUCAUGCCCAGCUGUCCAUCCCUCGCAGCCCUAUACCUUGUAGGAAUGGCCGCCAUGCAGUGGCCCGCUGCAUACCAGGGCCCCAGUUCUCACGCAUGUCCUCAGGCAGGCCUCAGGCUCCACACCCUACCAAGCCUGUGGUGCGUCUGAAAGCAGGACCUCGUCUGGGAGAGGGCAGGGUGGAGGUUCUGCGUGAAGGAAAGUGGGGAACCGUGGUUGACCACCUUUGGGAUCGUACCUCUGCCAGUGUGGUGUGCAGAGAACUAGGCUUUGGUACUGCCAAAGAGGCUUUUACUGGAGCAUACAUGGGCCAAGGAACGGGUCCCAUCCAUAUCAACUCAGUUCAGUGUACAGGAAGAGAGCGCUCUAUCUUGGACUGCUUGUUUCAAGAAGUCCAGCCGUGGACAUUCAAACAUUCUCAAGAUGCGUCUGUCAAAUGUAAUGUUCCCAAGACAGGAGUGGAGACCAUGGUGCGGUUAGCAGGGGGCAGGGAGGCAGGAGAAGGACGUGUGGAAGUGCUGAUGGAUGUGGGGGGUAGGAAGCGCUGGGGAGCGGUGUGCAGUGAAAAUUGGGGCAUUAAUGAGGCCAUGGUGGUCUGCAGACAGCUAGGCUUUGGCUUUGCUGCUCGAGCCCAUCAGGAGACAUAUUACUGGCAGGGAGACCCUAAUGCUCAGGAGGUGCUGCUGAGUGGGGCACACUGUGUGGGCACUGAACUGUCCAUCCAGCAAUGCCGUCGCAACAACUACGUCCAUUGUCCUCGUGGUGGAGGAACCAAAGCAGCUGGAGUCACCUGUUCUGAGACUGCCCCUGACCUGGUGGUGGAUGCCCAGCUGGUGCAGGAGACGGCCUAUCUGGAAGAUCGUCCACUACACCUGCUCACCUGCGCCCAUGAAGAGAACUGUCUGUCCUCCUCAGCCGCACGCAUGAACUGGCCGUAUGGUCACAGGCGCCUGCUACGUUUCUCCUCCCGCAUCAUGAACCUGGGCAGGGCCGACUUCCGGCCGCGUGCUUCACGAGAGUCCUGGACCUGGCACCAGUGCCACAGGCACUACCACAGCAUUGAAGUGUUCACGCACUAUGACCUCCUCACGCUGAAUGGAACCAGAGUGGCAGAGGGACACAAAGCCAGCUUCUGUCUGGAGGACACUUACUGCCCUGAUGGACUUCAUAAACGCUAUUCAUGUUACAACUAUGGAGAUCAGGGAAUUUCUGUGGGCUGCUGGGACACAUAUCGUCAUGAUAUUGACUGCCAGUGGGUUGAUGUCACGGAUGUCAGGCCAGGGGAUUAUGUAUUCCAGGUGGAAGUAAACCCAACACUUGACAUGGCUGAGUCAGAUUUUCUUAAUAAUGUAAUGCGCUGCAGGUGCAGAUAUGAUGGCCACAGAGUCUUCAUGUAUGGCUGUCAUACAGGAGAUGCCUAUAGUGCUGAGAUUGAAGAUUUGUUUGAGCACCAGCGCCAGAUCACCAACAACUUCAUCUGAGCUGAGCGAGGAGUGCUGAUUGAGGGCAGCAUGUGCUGGGGUGUCUGCUGGAAACAUGGCCUUCUACAAAAAUCUCCUAUUUACUGACCACAAACAUAUCAACUGGACAACAUCACUCAAAGGAGGAAGGAAUUCACAAGAGUCAAGGGCCCAUUUCCUUACUGUUUUCAACACGCCCUUGUUGACUUCCUUCAUGAUGAAGUGCGUAUCACCUAUCACAACACUGGACAGGGCAGGAAGUUACAAUGGAAAGUGUAUUUUCCUUAAGAACAUAUAUGCCUUUUUUAGCAAGCAGAGGGCAUUCAUUUGGACCGAUGUAGUGUUUUGCACACUAAAUGUGCUUUGAAUUAAUGAAGCAAAAUCCAACAUUAGUUAAGUAAUUUUAACUUAAGCUAGACAUAAACAUUUUUGGAGAAACAUAAACUUGCUAACAAAGUAUAGAUGGAGUAACAGACUGCAUAAAACCCAAUAAUGUUAUAUUUGUGUUAUAUUCUACCUAUAAACAUCAGAUUUCAAUGCAUUUUGGGCAAAUUCUGCCCCAGAUAAUUCUGCUACAGUGAUAGUGACUCGAUCCACCAGCUCUCCAAACGGUGAUAUAAUGAAUUCACUUGACCUGAUGAAGUAAUAGAACUGGCCUUGAGAGGGCGACAGGGGAAAAAAAAAGUGAGGGAAAAUCAGUGAGGGCAUGUUAA